UCAGACACAACACACCAUAAACAACUUAUAGAAAAAACGCGCGGGAAAAUUAUUACUAGCGACCUUGGAUUUAACAGCUCAAGUGAUGUUAUUAAUUUAAUUUUUUAUCUGUGCUUUUAUAACUGUGGCUAUAUGGAAUUUUGUUUUUGAAGAACUUUAAAGGAAUUGUAAUAUCUAUUGGCCCUUUUGUAAUAGAUAAUGUUCAACACAGCUCCGGUAUAUGUCGAAGAAUGGAUGACCAAAGCACUAACGGAAAUGAUGACGACAACCGGCUAAAAAUAUAAAGAUGGGGAAAGCUUUCUUGCGGUUUGGUUUGAAGAAAGUAUACGAGAUGGCGCUGUUCAUAAUUUUAGUAAUGGCAGUAAGUGUGAUCGGUACUUCAAUACCAGUCGGAGAGAUGGCGCUAGGCAAUGUGACAAGAUUUGCUUCAGGAGAUUUAUUCUCGCUUGUUGGUACAGACUGUGGUCCAACUCGAUGUAUGGAGGUCUCCCACGGGACUGCCCUUGCUGCACUCAGUGGGGGAGAUGGAUGUAUGUGUCAAUGUCGUCGGGAUACGCCUGCCUUUAGAGAGGAUCAACGUAUUUGUACUGAUCAAAUUGACGAAUGUGUGAUGGCAAGUUUUGGCCGUGGUACAACAAAACCACAGAUUCCAUUCGUAUUUUUACCAAUGAAAGGACAAAUUGUAUAUCCAGCUAAAGAAAUCAUAUUUACAAAUGUAGAGGAUGCAAUUUGCGCUGUGACCAGUGCGCAGUAUUUAUCACCAUCGGGUUGGGUGACACUGAGGGAUUUGCUCGAUAAUGAUGUGCCCUUUAGCUUGUACCGAGACGAGGGUAGCACCUUCUUGCAGUGGCGCGGAUCUGCAGCCCUGCAUGCCCGUUUGGAAGGCCGCCUGGUGGCAGCUCAUGUCUUAUGCUCAGCUCAUGAGCAGUCCCGCCUUGCCGCCUCAUGUGCUGCCUUUAGAAUUGCUGGCGCUUCACAUAAUACACUACUUGAUGUCCGCUCUAUACCGUUUCAUGCAGGUGAGACAGUGACGUCAGAACCUUCCUCACAAAACCAAGGUCUGAGCGUGCUGGAGUCCCUAGCUAUAUGUGUAUGUGUACUUAUGUUAAUUUUCGUAUAUGCGGCGGGCAUUAUAUUCUACGUACACUACAAACAGAGACAGAAACGAAAGGAUAAAGAUCCAGAGUCGAAUAACUCUAACACUACGUCCACAGGAAAUGGAUCGACACUUGAUUCUCAUAUUGAUAUGGAUAAUGUGCAAUUAAAAACUAACCCAUUAUUAAACAUGAACGCAAAUUUUUUACAUGAUUCUGGUUUAUCAGAUGUUAGCGAACGUACAGAAGAGACUAUUGACUCAUCCCCCAGUACCACCCAAAAGUUUCAGAAAACAAACUCUAAUGUUAUUUCGGCGAUGGUUCAUACAAGACGUAAAAAGCCCUCUAGACCAACAAUAAGGGCAUCUUCGAUGCCAGAAAGAACAAAUGACCGUAUUCAACGUCGGUCUAUGUCUCCAGAUACUUUUGAAAGAGCUCCGCAUUCCGAUUUAUCUAUAAUAGAUUGUAGUUUAGAAAAUAAUUUGGUGGCAAGACAACCAUUCCAAUCUUCGAGCGGAGAGCCAGUUCUUAGAAAAAAACUGUAUUUCAAUCCAGUUUUCUUUGAAACUGAUCAUCUGAAGAAUCCUCCACCAGCAGCAAUUGAAUUUUUAAUGAAGAUCCGUGAAAUCAUGUCUUUGGCGAAGGAUAAAAUGACUUCAAAAAGAUUUAUCCCAAUCUUAUCUGAUAUACCAGAAGAGAAUCUGUAUAAUUCCAUAGAUCUUGGAUGCGAUAUACCUUGUGCUCGUCGUAAUCGCAGAUACAGUAUCGCCAUAAAUCUCAAACAGGAAAAUAGUAGAAGAGCAGGUCACUGUGGUGGAUGUCCUGGUUGUGAUAGUAACAAGAAAACUCAAAAAGCCAUAGCUUUAACUAGAUCAAAUUCAUGUAAAUCAUGUGUUAGUGAAGAUUACAAACAGACGAUUGUUCGUAAGUGGUUAGAUGAAGUUCCAUCUCCAUCACAAACUAAAAAAUCGAUAAAGUCUGUAUCGAAGGUUAGUGGUACGCCAAGAGCCAUCGAGGUAAAACUAAAGGGUGAAAUACGACCUCGUUCUGCAGAACCACUUCGAAAUGAAGAAAGCAAAGGACGUACGAGUCCAGACUCUAAAGUGAAGGAACAAACGAAUGACACAAAACAUAAUAACAAGAAAGAGAUAAAGAAAGAAGAACCCAAGAAAGAUGUAAUAAAAGAAGAUCCUAAGACUAAUAAUAUCAUUAUUAAGCACAAUAAUGUAAAACUACCAGAGGAUGCAAAUAUAAUGCCAACCUCACCAACCAAAAUACAGGAAACUAAAAAUAUUUCUAAUCAUAUAUCCAGACGUAUAAGAAAAAAAUUGCCUCCUCCGCCACCACCUCCAGUAAGUCCUCCACAACCACCGGCAUCGCCAAAAGUUGAAGAAGAAGAACCAAUACCUGUGGAAGUUAAAAUAAAAAUGGAGGCAGUUAUACGUGAACUUAAUAAAUGUCGCCGAACAGAACCAAAUAUACUGGAAGAGAUUAAAAUGGAAUCUGUAACACCCAUUGCUCCAAAAAUUGUUAUACCAGUAUUAGCUGCCGACUCCCAUUAUUUUAGUGAUGAUAAUACCCUUUCUAAUAAUCGCAAGAAGGAAAUGUCUAACUCACAAAGCAAUAUGUUAGUGAAUUUGGAUAAUUUAGAUAAAAAUGCACUUAAAAGACGCAGAUUUUCAGUAGCUUGCGGACCAGAGUUAGCUCAUAGAGAUAUAUUUGAUCAUUAUCAGAGACCUCAGAGUGCAACUCGUGGUAGACUAACAAGUAGUUGGCGUGAUAUUAACAAAGCUGAUGAUAAUUAUGAACAAGAUUCAUUUAUUAGUUGGCGUGAUACAAAACGAUCUGUUCCUGAAUAUGUACACAAUCCUCAUCUAUUACAACCACAAUUUGAAAAUCGCAGUGAAAUAAUUAUUAACUCAUCCGAACCACUAUACGAUAAUAUAUCGAAACCAGGCCCACUGACUAUAAAAGUAAGUGGAUCACCGGUAGAAAAUAGACGUAAAUUUAAUGAAGAAUUCGAUCCCGAUACUCUCGACCGAAAACCAAAACGCGAAGGAAAACGCGUUGAAAAAAUACUUCUAAAAUCAGGGGGAAGUUUCAAAUUCAAAAUUCAAGGAAACACAACAGAUUUCCAUAAUAAUAAUAAACCCAAUACGCCACCCGAAGCCAUUUUCACAAGAAAAAUUGGCAGUUUAAGACAAAUAUAUGAAGCUAAAGCUAAAAUACAAAAUAAUGAAGUUAAUUUCUACAACAGACGUGGCAGCCUGCCUUAUUUAAACCAAGAUGCAGCAUGUUUUGCUAGAUCCGUGAAAACUCCGGAUAUAAUUAGACAUGAUGGCCAGAAGGAUUUGAAACCACCAGUACCUCCUAAGCAGCGACGUGUGCCUGAUUUGUCUACAAAGUUUUCUGCUUCGAUUAGAGAAAGUCCUUCUGGUGAUCGCAGACGUAUAUCAGAGGAAAGAGAUCGUUUCCCUCCAUAUCCUCGUCUUGAAAACUUAAACGCUCGGCGGUCAGGACGUAGGUCAGCACGUACUAGAUCUCGGCGCACUGAUUUAAGAAAAUUGUAUAGAACUGAAGAUUCAGGUUACAUGAGUACAGAUUCCAAUGACUCGAAGCGUAGAGCGAAAUAUCUUAUGCAGUUGAGACCCAAACAUUUCCCUGAACCCGUCCCAGUCCCUGUCGCUAGAUCGAUAACUAGAACACCUAUACUGUUAAUGGAGUCUGAUACUGACGAUUUGGAAUCUUUAUGCGACGGUCGUAGUGAAUCUGGUGGAGAGAGCGUUGAAACGGACUCUGUAUUCUUCGGUAAUUUUGACGAUACAAAGGAAAUGCUUGCAGAGUUAGGUCUGCAUAGUUAUGAGAUUAAAAGAAAAUUUAAUCGUGGCCCAGAACAGAUUGAUUCGGGAUUUAUGGGCGAAACAAAUAUUAUACUGAGUGGUGAUAGUGACUCAGAGCACAGAAGCGUCAUAUCGAUAAUCACCGGCCGCGAUGGUCGAACAUCAUCUGCAUCUAUUACCAAAUUAGAUGAACCGCCAUACAUUCAUUCUGUCGAAUGUUAAAAUCAUGCCAUAAAUCUUUGUGUAAAUAAAUACUCCAGCCAAAACAUUAGAUGUAAAUGUAUGUUUUUAAUCAAUACUAAGUAACACUUAUAAAUAAGUAUAACGGAGAUGUAUUUUCUUACUUUUUUCAGAUCUUAGACGUAGAUAAACAUCACGAUGGUUAUGUGCGUAUACAUGUAUGUAGAUAGACAAUUAAAUAGAUAAUAAUUACAUUCAGCGAAUUGAAAAAUAUGAUAUUAUUGUAUAGUCACCAAGUUUACCUCAAUAUAUAAUUAAAUAUUAAUUUAAUUGUAAUAUAAUACUGCGCAUGUAUUGGGUGUAACGUUAUGGGUUAGUAUACAUGUAAAAUUGGAACUUGCGUACCUCAUGAUGCAUUGAUCCCACCCACAAUAAAAUGUUGUAGGUAUAUGUACGUAAAAGUAAAUUGUGUUUAUUCGACUUAAUUAUAUAGAAUUUCGAUCUAAUUAUUGAAUUAAAUUUGUAAAUUAGUUUAUUAAUUAUUUAGAAGUUCAUUGAAAUAUUUUACUCAUGUAUCAGUAAAAUAUAUAAUUUAAUUUACAUUUUCAUUAAUCCAUUUAUACUCAGUGUAGUAGUACCUACCGAAAUAUUAGUUUGUAAUGUAAAUAUAUAUAGUAACUUAUACAUGUUUGUAAAUUUAAUAACCGGCCGGUUGUGCAAUUAAAUUUUUAUAGUUUACGAGAGAUAAAAUUGAUUGAAUAUAAUACAUGGUGCUUGGUAUGAUUAGAGGCUCAAUUUAUUUAUUUAAUUUAUGUAUUAAGCCAGUCGUUUUGGAUAUAAGUCUUGUAAGUACUUAUAUUGAUUAAAAUAGACAUAGAAUGUGUAGGUACCUACUCAUGUAAAGGCAUAUUUUCAGACUUUGUAUACAAAGUAAUAGAAAAUAUUUUUGUUUGAAUAAAA
Messenger RNA from Achroia grisella, 5074 nucleotides. RefSeq lists its product as uncharacterized. The transcript has 10 exons. NCBI's taxonomy places the organism in Eukaryota, Metazoa, Arthropoda, Insecta, Lepidoptera, Pyralidae. Gene Ontology annotation, cellular component: cell cortex. The record is from RefSeq and is a predicted model, not a curated record. Gene Ontology annotation, biological process: imaginal disc-derived wing hair organization. The coding region runs from base 287 to 4156 and encodes 1289 amino acids.